AUGGUAGUUAAUCGAUCAAUUGGCCCUGUAAACAAAAUCGUGAAGGGCACGCCAAUAGAGGGACUUCCAAGCUUGAUUCUCGGCGGAGCGACUCUCAACACUCAAUAUAAUGAUGAUCCAGAGUCCAUCCCCCUGACAGAAAUGAUACGGUAUGCCUUUGAGCGUGGAAUAAGAGCUAUAGAUACGUCGCCAUAUUACGGAGAAAGUGAGAGUUUGUAUGGUAGAGCAUUGGAACAUUUGAGAGCAGAAUACCCUAGAGACACCUAUUUUAUAUGUUCCAAAGUGGGCCGCAUAAGACUUGACGAAUUUGAUUACUCGAGAUCCAGCGUGAGAAAAAGUGUGCUUAGGUCUUGCGAACGAUUGAAAACUGACUAUAUCGACGUGAUAUUCCUGCACGACGUUGAAUUCGUGGACUCCAAGCAAAUUCUAGAAGCCUUGAAAGAGCUUCGUGCGCUCAAAAACGGUGGCAUCAUCCACAAUUUUGGUAUCAGCGGAUACCCUGUGAAAUUUCUGCUUUCCAUAGCCCUACAAAGUCUUAAAAUCGCCGAGAUUGGGCCUCUCGAUGCUGUACUUUCAUAUGCUAACUUGAACUUGCAAAACACGAUUUUGGAAGAUGAAUUUGAGCAUUUUAAGAAUGAAGCGCGGGUCAAAGUAGUUGAAAAUGGGUCCAUCUUGAGCAUGUCUCUUCUGCGUGCUCAAAAAACGCUGCAAUUUCAUCCUUGUUCUACAGAGCUGCGUGAACGUGCUGAAAAAGCAGCUCAAUAUGCAGCAGCUCAGGGUAAAGAUUUGGCAACUUUGGCAACGAAAUACGCUCUCAGUAGAUGGGUUGACCGGGGACCGACAGUUCUAGGAGUGAGCAGCGUCAGCGAGCUUGAAAUAGCUCUACAAAGUUAUUGGGAUGUGAUCGACCGGGUGGGCCAUGAUCUCAGUGCAAGCGAUUCUGAAGACGUUGCACACAUCCAGGGGACCAUUCUUGGUGAGCAUUUGAAUGAGACGUGGAAAUCUGGAAUUGAGCACUGA
Messenger RNA from Lachancea sp. 'fantastica', 1020 nucleotides. The record is from the annotation of a GenBank genome assembly. Lineage: Eukaryota; Fungi; Ascomycota; Saccharomycetes; Saccharomycetales; Saccharomycetaceae.